CUACGAGAAGCAGUUCGACUGACCCGAAAUUUCUACAUUCCUCGUUACAUUUCCGCUCUGCUCUGCUGAUUCGUUUUGCGGAUUGCGAUUGAAGAAAAAAAAAACGUCUAAACUGGUGGCGAUCUCUCAAGAAAGGGCCCACCUCCGUGCGGUAAUGUAUUUCAGUGUCAUUGUCUUCUUGGCAACUCUGACUUCAGUCGUUCAGUGCUUUACUGACCCGCAGGAUGUUUUAGCUCUUCUCAAUCUGUAUAGUACCCUAAACUACCCACCAGAGCUUAAAGGAUGGGGAACAAAUGGUGGGGAUCCUUGCGGUGGAACGUGGACUGGGGUGUUUUGUGUUGGUUCAUCUGUAAUAGACCUUAAACUUAAUAGAUUAAACCUUUCUGGGAAUCUUGGAGACCAGCUUUAUCUUCUCCAUAAUUUGAAGCGACUGGAUGCUAGCUGCAAUAAAAUUCUGGGUGAAAUUCCUUCCGGGUUACCCCCGAAUGUCACCUAUAUGAAUCUAAGCCAUAAUGUGCUAUCUGGCCCCAUUGCAAAUGUUUUUUCUGGCCUACAAAAUCUUGUGGAGAUGGAUCUGUCAUAUAACAACUUCACUGGAGAUUUAUCAAAUUCAUUUGCUUCUCUGACUAAUAUCAAUAGACUGUUCUUGCAGGAAAACAAAUUCACAGGGUCGGUUUCCUACUUAUCUCAUCUUCCAUUAACUGAUUUGAACAUCCAAGACAAUUACUUUAGCGGCACUAUUCCAGAGCAUUUUAAGACAAUUGCACAUUUAUGGGUUGGGGGAAAUAGGUUCGAUGUGAGUAAAUCUCCAUCCUGCGAUUUUUCCUUAGAAAAAGCACCUUUGACGCACAACAAUAGCAGGCCUCCAUUAACCGAGUCAAUUAUCUUUGAGAAAUGUCCCUACAAGAAAAAGGUUGGGAAAAAGGGGGGGAAAUUAGGUCCUGGUGGAAUAGCUAUAGUGGCUGGUGGAGGUGGUUUUGUGAUAAUCCUUGCAGCUCUAUUUAUUGCAAUCUGCAAGACUCAAAUAUGUGCAAAGAAAGGGAGCAUGAAGCUCGUAAACAUGUCUCUUCCAAUCAGCACAGCUGCAGAUGAUAGUUCAAAUGUCUUGCCUGUCGGUUCUCCAGUCAUAGGUGGCGGUCCAAAUCAUGCCUGUUCUACUCGUCAUGCCAGAACUGAGAGGGCAUAUGGCAGAAGAAGUUUCUGUAGGAGAUCCAGGUUCCCAGUGAAAACAAAAACUUACAACGUGACUGAGCUUGAGUCUGCUACUAACAAGUACAGUGAAGAAAACCUUCUUGGAGAGGGAUCUCUUGGUUCUGUCUAUAAAGCUGAAUUUCCCGAUGGCCAAAUUUUGGCUGUGAAAAUGGUUGAUAUGGAAGCACUCUCUUUCACAGAAGAACAACAGUUUUUGGAUGUGGUCUGCACGAUUACUCGUUUGAGGCACCCUAACAUUGUUAGCCUUCUUGGAUAUUGUGUAGACAAUGGGCAACAUCUACUAACCUAUGAGUAUGUCGGGAAUCUGUCUCUUGAUGAUGCUCUGCACAGCGUCGGACAAAACCUUCUAUCGUGGAGUGUUCGACUCCAAAUUGCUCAUGGAGUUGCCAAGGCUUUGGAUUACUUGCAUAAUGCUUUUUUCCCCCCAUUGGCGCACUUCAAUUUGAAGGCCGCCAACAUCAUGCUUGAUGAAGAAUUAAUGCCGAAGAUUUGUGACUGUGGUUUGUCUGUUUUAAAGCCUCUUGUAAGCAAUGGAGUUAAAAUCAAGGCUGCUCAAAUAGCUAUUGCUGACACUGGCUACUUUGCACCUGAAUAUGGUCAGUCUGGGAUUGAUUAUACCAAAAGUGAUGUGCAUGCAUUCGGUGUAUUGCUUUUGGAGCUUAUUACAGGAAAAAAACCGAAUGAUUUGAGACCAGGGAUCGAGCAAUCUCGGUUAAGACGGGCGUCAUUUCAGCUUCACGAUUGUGGGAGUCUAGACGAGAUUAUCGAUCCUGACAUUAAAGGAACAAUAUCCUCCAAGGUUCUCUCUCGCUAUGCUGAUAUUAUCACCCUUUGUAUACAGCCUGUAACAAAGCGUCGGCCUCCUAUGUUCGCCAUUGUCGGGUACCUGACAAGUAUUCGGAGAAGGGUCGAGAUGGAAAAACGUGCUGCAGUAGUAAGUAAAGCAGUUGACACCUUUGAGAAAUCCUUCCAUACAACUAACACAGGCUUCAUGAGCUCGCCAACAUAUAGCUGCUCAUCCAUCUGAUCUUGUUGGACACCAAUUGACCAGAAUAAUUAGAGUCAUUUCCAUUUCAUAUCUCUUAGAUGACAAGGAAAAAGUUCCAAGAUCAGCCAGAAGUUUUGUUGACUAAAUUCUCAUGUAUAGCAGGUUUGAGCUCGAUAGAGUCGUUACUCUUUGUGUUGAUUGUAACAAUGCAGGCCGUGGCCAAUUUCUGGUCCUAUAUGAAACUCACUUGAACAAGAAAGUUACUGAAUUAAGAGAACAAAAAAGUUUGUGAUAGACUCGGUUGCCUUUUUUUUC
Molecule: messenger RNA, 2515 nt
Organism: Cucurbita maxima (winter squash)
Lineage: Eukaryota; Viridiplantae; Streptophyta; Magnoliopsida; Cucurbitales; Cucurbitaceae
Product: protein STRUBBELIG-RECEPTOR FAMILY 2-like
Exons: 16
Coding region: 155-2239 (694 amino acids)
Biological process (GO): protein phosphorylation
Molecular function (GO): ATP binding; protein binding; protein kinase activity
Source: RefSeq, a predicted model, not a curated record